AAGGUGGAGCUGGAGCGCGUAGGAAGCUUCUACGGCAACUCAGAGUAACAACGCUACAACACUCUUAGUGCAUCUAUCCUACUAUCACUGAUCCUUCGACUCUGUAAUCCCCUAACCUUUCAACCAUUACUAUGGCACCCUUCGGCAUCCUCUACACAACAAACACCUUCCUCCACGCGCGCGUCACCAAGAUCCUCGCCGCCGCACACCUCAACAACCUCAACAUCACCAUUGCUCCCGAGUUUGAGUACGGCGUCACCAACCAAACCCCCGAAUACAAAGCCAAGUUCCCCCACGGCAAGAUACCUGCUCUGGAGACACCCUCUGGCUUUUACCUCGCCGAGGCCGCCGCCAUCGCAUACUAUGUGUCCGAGUCCGGCCCCUUCAAAGACCAAUUGACCGGACGCACGGCGGAGGACAGAGCCCUGGUGCAGAUGUGGAUGUCCUUUGCAGACUUGGAAGUCUUUCUUAACGCGACGGGUAUUCUUGGCCCCAUCAUGGGUGUCCAGAAGUACAUCCCCGAGACGGUUGAGGAGAAAGAGAAGCAGUUCGUUCGUGCGCUGAAGCGCCUGGAGUAUCAUCUUGCUCAGGAAGGGAAAGUGUGGCUUGUGCGCGACGAUGAGUUCAGUCUGGCAGACCUGAGCGUUGCAGCGAGCUUGUACUGGCCGUUGAGAUUCUUCAUGGAUGACGAGUAUAGGAAGGAGUACCCGAAGACGAUGGGUUGGUGGGAGAGUUUGAUGGGCGUGGAGGCUGUGGGGAAGGCAUUUGGGGCGCCGGUGAAGCUGUGCGAGCAGAGGCCGCCGGCAGAAGGGAGUAAGCCACCAGCGAUGAAGGAUCAGUAAAUUCGGGAGUUGAUCUGGUUCGUCUAUCCUAUGAGAGUGCAGCUAAAAAAGGGGUAUGGCCCGGUUGGUGCGGUUGGUGCACAGGACUAACCCAAUCUCAAACGGAGAUAUGGACACCUCGGGAUUAAGACUAGGUUCAGAGUAGACUAAGCCAUUCCAAGAAACAAUUUCAUCUGCAACUACGCACUGGCGGUUAGGCGUGUAUGCCGACGUUUCCCACAGAAGUAGUUGCAUGUGCCUAGAAUGUAAAUU
This is a messenger RNA of Trematosphaeria pertusa, 1094 nucleotides long. Its product is annotated as glutathione S-transferase. The coding region runs from base 132 to 842 and encodes 236 amino acids. The record is from RefSeq and is a predicted model, not a curated record. Gene Ontology annotation, cellular component: cytoplasm; nucleus. Lineage: Eukaryota; Fungi; Ascomycota; Dothideomycetes; Pleosporales; Trematosphaeriaceae. Gene Ontology annotation, biological process: translational elongation. The transcript has a single exon.